Molecule: messenger RNA, 2176 nt
Organism: Engraulis encrasicolus (European anchovy)
Lineage: Eukaryota; Metazoa; Chordata; Actinopteri; Clupeiformes; Engraulidae
Gene: scrn2
Product: secernin 2
Exons: 9
Coding region: 235-1494 (419 amino acids)
Biological process (GO): proteolysis
Molecular function (GO): dipeptidase activity; cysteine-type exopeptidase activity
Source: RefSeq, a predicted model, not a curated record
GCCCGAUGCGGUGCGCGGCGCGCAACUCCCAUAGCUGUCUGCGAGGCUACUGGGCGUGUAGGAGAAACAUAGCAGAGUGCAGCUCGACGUUUUGAUAAAUGCACCACACCUUGAAGCUUUGCAAUAUCAAAGCUGACAUAAUCUUAUCAGAAACCAAAGAAAGUGAAUCGUUUGUUUACAUCUGUGGCGCAGAAAGCCGCGCAAAGGUUAUGCGUUUUAUUGGAUAAUGUCAGGAUGGCUGAGCCCCCUCGGUCAUGCGACUGUUUUGUAUCGCUGCCUCCCGGCUCCCAAGAUGACCACGUCAUAUUCGGCAAGAACUCGGAUCGCCCGCGGGAUGAAGUCCAGGAGGUUGUUUACUUCCCAGCCGCCUCCCACCCUCCCGGUUCCUCGGUGGAGUGCACGUAUAUCUCCAUCCCCCAGGCGGAUCACACCCAUGCGGUGGUCUUGAGCCGGCCUGCCUGGCUGUGGGGCGCGGAGAUGGGGGCCAACGAGCACGGCGUGUGCAUCGGCAACGAGGCCGUGUGGACCAAGGAGCCCGUGGGGGAAGAAGAGGCCCUCCUGGGCAUGGACUUUGUCCGCCUGGGUCUGGAGCGUGGGGCGACGGCGCGCGCUGCCCUGGACGUGAUCACGGGGCUGCUGGAGCAGCACGGUCAGGGCGGGGCGUGCAGGGAGCAGACGGAGCUCUUCUGCUACCACAACACCUUCCUGCUGGCCGACCGCACCGAGGCCUGGGUACUGGAGACCGCCGGCAAGCUCUGGGCCGCACAACAGUUCACAGCCGGGGUGAAGAACAUCUCCAACCAGCUGUCGAUAGACACGGACAUCUCCCUGGAGCACCCGGACCUGCGCAGCAUGGCCCAGACGCAGGGCUGGUGGGACGGCCAGGAGCCCUUCAGCUUCAACACCGUCUUCAACCCCGACAACCCGCCCGCCCGCAUGGAGCUGGCCAAGCAGCGCUACCGCGGCGGCACCGAACUGCUCCGCCAGCACGACGGCUCGGUGACAGCGGAGGUGAUGAUGGGCAUCCUGAGGGAUAAGACCAGUGGUAUCUGCAUGGACUCUGGAGGCUUCUGCACCACGGGCAGCAUGGUGUCCAUUCUGCCCCGCGACGCCGCCCUCCCCUGCGUACACUUCUUCACUGCCACCCCGGACCCCUCACGGUCUGUCUUUAAGCCUUUCAUCUUCUCGGAGAUGAUGAUCCCGGUCAACAGGGUCAUGUCCCCCCAGUACGGAUCCGCUGACCCCGUGAAGCAACAGCCUCGCUUCCAGAGCAAAGUGGACCGACAGCACGACCUCUACAAGGCCCACCAAGAAGCGAUGAACCUGAUCGAAAAGAACCCGGAUGCCGGUGCCAUCCUGCAGGAGACGCUGCGCUACCUGGAGAGCCAGUGUCUGAUGGACAUCGACGCCAUGCUGAAAGGGGAGAUCCCCGGCGAGGAGCUUGGGGACCUCUUCUUCGACUGCGUGGACACAGAGCUAAAGUUCUACCAGUGAGGGAGCAGACACUGACAGCUCCAUGACGACACGGACGAGCAAAAAAAGCCUGCUGAUGGAUGAGCCCCUAAGCGGGUGGUCAUUGUCGUCCGUGACUCCUGAACGAGCAUUCCUGUCAUUGGUCCCUUUACCCUGUAUCACAACUAGCCCCAUGACGCUGCCACGCCACGCAUUCAUUAAACGCUUGAACGUCUGUCUGUCUGUCUGUCUGUCUGUCCGUAGUCAUUUUUCGAUGGGAGCGCACAGCACACUGUCUGUCUGUCACUAUGACAGGAUGGCCAUGCAAUGAGGGUGGGGAGAGGGGGGGGGGGGGGCUUAGGGCACAGCACAUUUUGCAGUGUUAACUUAACACCUUGGGAGUCAAAUUCAAUGCUGUUAGUGUUGGUCCUACUGUCUACGACUCAGUAUUGAAUUAACACUGCAAGAUUGACUGUGAGGGGGGUGUGGGGUGGAGUUGAGGGAGGGGGGGGGGUAUUCCAGUACACCAGUGCACUACAUUAGUGAGAUUGUGUCGUUGUCAUGUUGUGUGCCAGCAGAGUGAAAGUAGAGCUGUGUGACGCCAUUUUAAGCCAUGUUUGCUUGUCGUUGCUGCAAGUGUGGAAGAUGCAAAAUUCCCUUUUUUGUGUGAGUUCUGUUGGUACGAGUAAUAAAGUUUACGGUCUGGAUACCAAAACAAAUUGUG